Molecule: messenger RNA, 939 nt
Organism: Penicillium daleae
Lineage: Eukaryota; Fungi; Ascomycota; Eurotiomycetes; Eurotiales; Aspergillaceae
Exons: 1
Coding region: 1-939 (312 amino acids)
Source: RefSeq, a predicted model, not a curated record
AUGUCUGAGGACCCGUCCACCCCUUACAACGGACCCAACAUGGCUAAUGGCACCGUCCCGGACGACCAGCUCCGCCUCGAGGCAGCUCGAAAACGAUUGAAGAUUGACCGAGCCACGAGCGAAACCGAAUGCCCCCUCGACGCGCAAAUUCGCCGCAUGACAAAAGAACUGGAAGAAUUGAAGAAGCAGAGACAGGUUGCAGAGCUGCAGGAGCAAAUCUGGGCAGAACAGCAGCUAUUGGAGGCUUCUCGUCACCGUUUGAGUAUUGCAGCUGCGUCGGCUUCUCCGAAGAACAGCCCAGCUCCAACAACAGCUCCAGCCAUUAUAUACAGCCCCCAGACCGCUGUUGUGUCUCAACUAGUGGCGGUUCAACAAAUUCAGCACCCGAAGCCGCCAGUCCAAGCUUCAAUCGUACAAGCUCCGAGUACGCCUGCUAGUAUGAAAGGCAAGGAGAACAACACACCAACUCAGGUCCAGCCCUUCCGAGUCCCUGCCGUCGGCGAUGACAGUGGUAUGACGACUUCAACAUUCACCCAGCGACCGAUUGCGGUUUCAACAUCAGCUCCGGAGAACCCGAGUCAGCAGCAACAGAAGGAACAGAACACACACCAACAGACGGCGCAACAGCAGCAGCAGCAGCAGCGCCCAUGGUUUGACCGUCCACGCACGCCAGACGCUCCUGCCGACUCCACCCUUCUGCAGCUGCCGCCGUAUCAAGGACUAACCCGGGAAGAGUACACGAAUUUCAUUUCCACUCUGGAAGCCCACUUCACCAAGGCACCUCAAUACUAUAGCAAGGAUGUAGAAUACCGAAAAGUCAAGAUUGGCUUAGAACACCUUAUCCCUGCACUAAGGGACGCUUGGUAUGCUCUCCUGCUCACAGCGACACCUGGCAGAAUUUCCGCAUAUAUCUUUUCAAGGCGGUGGUGCAAAAUAUGA